AUGGUCAGCCUGGCUGUCCCGAGCACCACGUCGGGAUCUUCUAGCAUCGCCGCCUUGAAGAAGCUCUGGCUGGAAACCAGGCUCAGCCUCGUGAAGAUUUCCCAGGCAGCUGCAGACUUGAAACAGUUGUGUCUGCAGAAUGCUCACCGUGACCCUCUGCUGACUGAUUUGUGGUCAAGUACAAAUCCCUUCAGACCCCAGAAAGUCUGCUCCUUUUCAUAGUCAUCUAUCUUGGGGUGUCCCAAACCACUUUUCAUGAGCCAGUGAAUAUUCAAGAGAACUAAGUUUGAAGUCUGUACAAAGCUUCUCUUUAACACGUGCCAUAAUCCACAGUCUCCUACUUGUCGGUCCUUUAACAUCUACCUCCAUGAAUUUUCAUGGAGUUCUGUUUCACAUGGUUUAACUAUUUUAUAUACACUGGAUGUAGCAUACAAUAAAGCAGCAUACAAAAAGGAGGGAGGGAGGGAGGGAAGGAAGGAAGAAAGGAGGGAGUUUGGUGUGAACAGUU
Apodemus sylvaticus (European woodmouse) is the source of this 508-nucleotide messenger RNA. RefSeq names its product guanine nucleotide-binding protein G(I)/G(S)/G(O) subunit gamma-5-like. Bases 1 to 222 code for a protein of 73 amino acids. Gene Ontology annotation, cellular component: heterotrimeric G-protein complex. The transcript is spliced from 2 exons. Gene Ontology annotation, biological process: G protein-coupled receptor signaling pathway. Gene Ontology annotation, molecular function: G-protein beta-subunit binding. Lineage: Eukaryota; Metazoa; Chordata; Mammalia; Rodentia; Muridae. The record is from RefSeq and is a predicted model, not a curated record.